Oryzias melastigma (Indian medaka) is the source of this 2545-nucleotide messenger RNA. It is a transcript of the gene mkrn2, whose product is annotated as makorin, ring finger protein, 2. The transcript is spliced from 10 exons. Gene Ontology annotation, biological process: protein polyubiquitination. Gene Ontology annotation, molecular function: ubiquitin protein ligase activity; metal ion binding. The record is from RefSeq and is a predicted model, not a curated record. Bases 141 to 1355 code for a protein of 404 amino acids. NCBI's taxonomy places the organism in Eukaryota, Metazoa, Chordata, Actinopteri, Beloniformes, Adrianichthyidae.
ACCAGGUCGUCCACAUGGGGUGCUGAUGCUCCAUGGCAGGCGGAACCUUCCUUCGGGGUCUGCUGCUCCCCGUCGGAGUGGUUAGAAGGGAACACCAAACACAACUCCACUGACUGCAAAGUCUGAAGUCCGCGAAGAAGAUGAGCACCAGACAGGUGACAUGUAGGUAUUUUAUCCAUGGAGUGUGCAGAGAGGGCAGCAGGUGUUUGUUUUCUCAUGACCUAACCAACAGUAAACCCUCUACCAUCUGCAAGUUCUACCAGAGAGGAAUUUGUGCCUACGGGGAGCGCUGCAGGUAUGAUCACAUCAAACCUCCAUCCAGAGGUGGUGGUGCUUCAGAGGAGACCACCAGUGGAAGUAGAGCCAGCCGAGGAGAAGGGAGGAGGACGCUUGUGCUAAGGGACAGAGCUCUGGGUCCUGACGGUGCGUUUGGGGGAUCUUCAGAUGGUCUUGGGCUAGAUUUCUCGGCAGCAGCAGCAGCUCCACAGUCUUACGUUGAUGCUAUCAGAACUGGGCUUGAUGCCUCUGCACAGGAUCAAGUCCCUCGGCCGCCGGCUGAGGCUUUGCAAGACACCGCGCCUCUGUGUCCAUACGCCGCUAGUGGACAUUGCUUUUAUGAAGAUACUUGUACGUAUCUCCAUGGCGACCGAUGUGAUGUGUGUGGGCUGCAGGUUCUACAUCCCUAUGACCCCGAGCAGAGGAGAGCACAUGAGAAGACAUGCCUCCUCGCAUUUGAAGCUGACAUGGAAAAAGCGUUUGCGGCUCAGCUUAGUCAGGACAAAGUGUGCUCGAUCUGCAUGGAGGUGGUGGUACAGAAGGCAAAUCCUUCAGACCGGAGGUUCGGCAUCUUGUCCUCCUGCUGUCAUGUCUUCUGCCUGGCUUGUAUCCGACAGUGGCGCUGCACCAGAAGCUUCUGCAACAAGAUCAUAAAAUCGUGUCCAGAGUGUCGGGUGGUCUCAGAGUUUGUAAUUCCUUCGGUGUACUGGGUGGAAGACCAAGACGAGAAGGAUCACCUAAUAGAGCUCUUCAAGUCUGGUGUCAGUAAAAAGGCCUGUAAGUACUUUGACCAGGGCCGCGGCUCGUGUCCUUUUGGGGGAAAGUGCUUGUAUCUACACGCCUUCCCAGACGGAACCCGAGCAGAACCAGAUCGACCUCGGAAGCAGCUGAGUUCUGAAGGGAACAUCCGGUUCAUGAAUAACGUCCGGCUGUGGGAUUUCAUCGAAGAGCGUGAGCAGCAUUCAGGCCCGCCUUUGCCCCCCAUGGAUGAUGACAUGAUGGAGCUGCAAGAGCUUUUCAUGCAGAUGUCAGGGCCAGGCCAGGAGGGACCAGACCCUCCACCCACUGCACACCAGUAAAGGCUGCCUUUCCUGGUCUCCAUGGAAACCUAUGGCACAUCAGGACUAAUGCUUUAAAAUAAGUGGUUAUGUGAGCUUGAUUAUGACAUAAAAUGUUUUAUGGAUUGUAAAUAUAAGUCAACACAGAAUCAUAGUGCAGUGAGACUUUGGUGUGAAAUGUAUAAAUGUAUUCCCAUGCCUGAGUGAAAGCUGCAACAAUUGCAGUGAGCACAACCGCACUGCAGCCAUCCGUUUAUGAGUUUAUCCUCCAGACAGCACUGAAGUUCACUGAGGAGCUUCUUGUGAAGCAGUUCCACAAUCUGAGGAAUGAGAAACACCCGAAUGAUGAUACAAUAUAACAGCCUUUCUGUUCCAACUCUGGUUUGGACUCAGACUCAGGACCAGUUUGUAGGCUUACCAACUUCUUAGCUCAAUAAAUUGGUUAUCAACUGGCACCAUCUCUUAGCUAGAGGCAAUAAAAACUUCACAUUUGUUUUGUCAACAUGAAACAGAAGCUAGUUUAUUUUUGGUGGAACAUCAAAAAUGGUACAUCUUUAGUUGAAAAUGAAGAUCCUUCUAACUUCACAAACCACCAGCCUGUCCUGAAGUCUCUAAAAUGUAUUUAGAAAUUUAAUCUGAUGAGAAGAACCAGAAACAGUGAAGGUUUUCAUGUCAGCUGUAUAAGAGAUCUGGAAUCAUUCUAGAAAGUGAUGGAACAUCAACAAGUUCAGAUUCCCAGUUUCUUCAUUGGUAUCAUUGUUAACUUUGCAGUUUAUUUCACUAUUUCAGAAUUCAUAUUUUGUUUUUUUCUUAUUGCACCAGACAAACACAACAUACUCCAUGAUUUGAGGAUCUACUGUUGACUGUUAUUUAUGUGUUAGGACAUUAAGCUGAAGCACCUUUUUGAGGACAAUGAGAGAAAAAAAUCAUCAGUUAUAGACAAUUUCAAGAACUAUUUACAUUUAUUUGUGGUUGCCAUGUACUUCACCAUCUGUUUGUACUUUUGAGCUUAUUUACCCACAAUCUAAUGGUGAAUUUUAAAUAUAUAGCUUCUGUUUUAACAACCCGACUGCCAAAACUGUAAAAAAAAAAAGAAAAAAAUUGAAUGUACCUUUUCAUUGUCACUGUUCAUCUUCCUUGUGCUUGACUCUGCAAAAUCUGCAGCAAUAAAAGUUUUUCCUCAAAAAGGACUUAGAGGGAAAAAAAGAGAA